Molecule: messenger RNA, 1909 nt
Organism: Ruditapes philippinarum (Manila clam)
Lineage: Eukaryota; Metazoa; Mollusca; Bivalvia; Venerida; Veneridae
Product: exonuclease V-like
Biological process (GO): interstrand cross-link repair
Cellular component (GO): nucleus
Molecular function (GO): single-stranded DNA 5'-3' DNA exonuclease activity
Source: RefSeq, a predicted model, not a curated record
ACAACUCAACAACAGAUAACCACCCAGCAGCAUUUUUAUUGAGCGAUUUCUCUCGGCUUCUGAUAAACAUGGCAUUGUGAAAGCGAUCAACUUUAGGUGUGAAUAACACUAAAUUGUAACAGAACACAUGUAAAGUACCUUAAAAUAUCACUGUCUAUCUGACAUCGUUCAGCAUGCAUGGGGCUCAUGUGCAGCCCCGUGCAAAAACUAAACUUUUCGCUCAGCUGCAUUCUACUUACAAUAUGCGGUCAAAACAAAAAACAUGUAUAGUGUAUCUAUAGUACAUGAAUACUUACUAUACAUGUUUUGAUUUAAUUCACAAAUUAGAAAAUAUUUAAAAGAAAUAUAGUGUCAGGUUUCUAUUUUUGUUGAGAAUAUAUUUCAUCUCAACAUCUUCACAACAUCUCUUAAAUCUAUUUCAAAUAGGCCUGAACAUUUUCUAUCAGCUUAAUUAGCUGACUAAAUAAGGGCUUGAUCCCUAUCAGUUUCUUGAUAAUAUUUUUCGCUAAACUUAGUCAUACAUUUAGUUACAGUACCUGUUUGUUCAAGUGCACGUAAACCUUCCACUUCCAAAAUAUCUGGACUCUGAUCAUUUUUUAAAGGCUUUUUAUUCUUUUUCUUCUUUUUUCCAGCUGAUUUUUUCGCUUUUUCCGAUCCCAUUGGUAUUUUCUUAUUAGUCUGCUUUGCACUAUUAUUUUUAUCCAUAUCAAAAAUGAAGAAACAAAAGUGUCGGUGUUUUGUCGUUUUGAAGGGCCGCCAUAUUGUUUACACCGAACAACACAGAAAGUUUACACAAAAAAGUAGCGCGUAUGUUUUUACUUUUUUGUUAAAAUUUUUCUUGUCAAGUUCAGAAAAUAUUCAAAAUAUUAAAUAACUUUAAACUACAGAUAAAACUAUCUCGAAAAAAUGGUGAAAAAAAUACAUUCAUUGUUUUUAUGAAGUGUUUUCCUGUUGCUAAGGUAAUCAGUGCGUGAACUUUUUACACGGUGUCUUGUGAUUUUAAUGUUCAUGAAAAUGCUUAUUUAGCGCGCGAAAAUGAAUAAUUGCGGAGGCGAUGAAUUUAGCGAUAAUGAAGACGAGAUAUUGACGACAGCAAUAGAAAAUUUUGAAGCCAGUUUAAAGCCCAACUCAAGUGUAGCCAAGGAUGAAGAGCUUCGAACCCCAUUGGAGAGGUUUAGACCAGGAUAUUUAUGGGUCUCUGACCUGACUAGACAGAACUGGUGUGAGCAGCAAGUGUAUUAUUCUUUCACUGUACCAGCAAUUGUGGAAGAAAACCCAGUCAUGACUGAAGGGUCUAGCCUACAUUUAGCAAGAGAGCUGGCAGUUCAUGAUGUGGUUCAAGUAAAGGUCACAUCCAAUGAAGAUAUUUGGGCAAUCAAAGUAUUGAAUCUUCUAUCCUCCCUGAUCUCCUUACUUAAUGGUCAGACUGUUGCUAGAGAGAUUCCCAUAUUUGGAGCACCGUUUGAUGAAGACGUGUUUAUUGUUGGUCUCAUCGAUGAACUGAGAUUUGAUCCGACAUCAUUUCAAUUGGAUCUGUGGGAGUUUAAGACUCGUAAAUAUAAGAAUAUGCCAUCGAAGGCGCAGCAAGCUCAAAAUAGGUUACAGGUAAUGCUGUACAAGAAAUUGUUUGAUGACCUGGUCAAAGGUAAACUAACUAAGGAAGUAAUUGCGAAACAUUUAAAACUAGAUAUGAAUAGAACAUUUGGUAGUGAUAUCCAAGCAACUAUUGAUGAUAAAUGCUUAACAGGCACGACUCUUAAUCAAUUGUUGGAUAUUUUGUUCAUUAGAAUACAAUGCAUUACUUGUAUUAAAGAAAUCGGGAUAGAGUACGAACAUCAGGGAAGUAAAGAAUCUCUUGGAAUGAAUAGUGUAGAUUAUGAUGAUGAAGAAUUAGAGAAAUUAUUUAAGA